Molecule: messenger RNA, 1653 nt
Organism: Monosiga brevicollis MX1
Lineage: Eukaryota; Choanoflagellata; Craspedida; Salpingoecidae
Exons: 8
Coding region: 1-1653 (550 amino acids)
Biological process (GO): threonyl-tRNA aminoacylation
Cellular component (GO): cytoplasm
Molecular function (GO): threonine-tRNA ligase activity; ATP binding
Source: RefSeq, a predicted model, not a curated record
AUGACCCGCCCCCUCGAGGAGGACUGCACCCUUCAGUUCCUCAAGUUUGAUGACGAAGAGGGCCGUGAUACUUUCUGGCACUCUUCAGCGCACAUCCUGGGCCUGGCCAUGGAACACUACUUUGGCGGCAACCUCUGCUAUGGUCCCCCCAUCAAGGAUGGCUUCUUCUACGACAUGGAGAUGGGCGAUCGCCACGUUUCGGAAGAAGAUUUCAAGACGCUCGAGUCGCUGGCCACCAAGGCUACCAAGGCAAAGUAUCCUUUCCAGCGCCUGAUCGUGUCCAAGGAGAACCUCCUCCGCAUGUUCCAGGAGAACCCCUUUAAGCAGCGUCUCAUCAAGGAGCGCAUCCAGGAAGCUGCCACGACGGUCUACCGUUGCGGUCCUCUGAUCGAUCUGUGCCACGGUCCCCACAUCCGCAACACUGGCCAGAUCAAGGCCUUUUGGGUUCACAAGUGCUCGUCCACCUACUGGGAGGGCAAGGCCGACGCGGAGACGCUGCAGCGUGUUUACGCUGUUUCUUUCCCCGACAAGAAGAUGCUCAAGGAUCACAAGGAGCUUUUGGCGGAGGCUGCCAAGCGCGAUCACCGCAAGAUUGGCCGCGAGCAAGAGCUUUUCUUUUUCCAUGAUCUCAGCCCGGGCUCGUGCUUUUUCCUGCCUCGCGGCGCGCGCAUCUACCGCACGCUCAUGGAAAUGAUCCGCGAACAGUACAUCAAGCGUGGGUUCAGCGAGGUCGUCACGCCCAACAUUUUCAACAAAAACUUGUGGGAGACGUCAGGCCACUGGCAACACUACCAGGAGAACAUUUUCUCCUUUGAGGUGGAAAAGGAAAUCUUUGCCAUGAAGCCCAUGAACUGCCCCUCGCACUGCAUCAUGUUUGGCCACCGCAAGCGCUCCUACCGUGAGCUCCCUCUGCGCUUUGCCGAUUUUGGCGUGCUUCACCGCAACGAGCUGUCGGGUGCCUUGACCGGUUUGACGCGCGUUCGGCGCUUCCAGCAGGACGAUGCUCAUAUCUUCUGCGAGCCCGAGCAGAUUGAGGAGGAGAUCAAGGGCUGCCUCGACUUUCUGAAUGAGGUGUAUGGUAUUUUCGGCUUUGAAUUUGAGCUGCACUUGUCCACGCGCCCCGAGAAGUACCUGGGUGAGAUUGAGGUGUGGAACCGGGCCGAGAGCGCCCUCGAGUCAGCUCUGAACAGCUGCGGUCACCCUUGGUCCAUCAACCCCGGAGAUGGUGCCUUUUAUGGACCCAAGAUUGACAUCAAGGUCACGGACGCCCUCCGCCGCCAGCACCAGGUUCGUCCCUUGUGUUGCUCGGGCGAACGAGACCUUUGGGCUUCCCCCCUCCGCAUGUUUGCCAUUCUCUGCGAGCACACUGGUGGAAAGUGGCCCUUUUGGUUGUCGCCACGUCAGGCGAUUGUGAUCCCCGUCGCGCCCCAGUACAACGAGUAUGCGAAAGAGGUCCAGGCUUUCUUCCAUCUCAAGGACUAUGCCAUUGAUAUUGAUGACUCGACUGCAACGCAGCUGCAGAAGAAAGUCCGCAACGCCUGCGUGGCGCAUUACAACUUCAUCUUUGUGGUCGGUGACUCGGAGGCCAAUCACAAGACGGUCAACGUGCGCACGCGUGACGGCCAGCUCCGCGGUACGUUAGGGCUCUGUUGA